Molecule: messenger RNA, 2178 nt
Organism: Pyrgilauda ruficollis (rufous-necked snowfinch)
Lineage: Eukaryota; Metazoa; Chordata; Aves; Passeriformes; Passeridae
Gene: SELPLG
Product: selectin P ligand
Exons: 2
Coding region: 134-1339 (401 amino acids)
Biological process (GO): hemopoiesis; leukocyte tethering or rolling
Cellular component (GO): plasma membrane
Source: RefSeq, a predicted model, not a curated record
GGUGCAGGCGGAGGGUGGCCCACGACGCCCCGCGGGUGCCUGUGCUAGGGCCGCCCUCGCCCCCCGCCCCGUGCCAGCCCUCGCCGGUGAGUCCUGCAGUUGGGAUCCCACCGCGUCCAUCAGCACAGGUCCCAUGGCGCUGGGCCGGGCCGUGCUGGUGCUGCUGGUGCUGAGCCCCCUGUGGGCGUGUGGGGCUGAGCUGCUGGAGCCAGGGCUGCCCUGGGGCGGGCAGUGGGUCUGGGGGGAAGCCAAGCCCCUGCCCCUCUCCCGUGGGAAGAGGGAUGACAGUGGGCAGGAGCCCGGUGCAGCCACGAUGAUCGGCAGUGACAAGAGCGAUGGUGGCUCUGUGCCACCACCAGCAGCCGGCACCGAGGCCAGCCUGCUCCGAGUGCCAACCACAGCCGAUCCCAGGCGUGAUUCCCCUGAGCCUGAGCUGCUCCUGAGCUCUGCAGCACCAGUGCCCAGCACCAACACUAGCCUGCUCCAGGUGCUUGCAGUGUCCACCACAGCCGAGCCUAUGGAUGAGACAGAUUCCCCAAAACCUGAGUUACUGGAGGACUCUGUGGCACCAGCCGUGCCCAGUGCCAGCACCAGCCUGCUCUGGGUGCCUGUAGUGCCCACCACAGCUGAUCCCAUGGAUGAGACAAAUCCCCCUGAUCCCGACCUGCUCCUGAGCUCUGCCCCACCACCAGCACCCAGCAGCGAGGCCAGCCGGGCACUGGUGGUGCCAACCACAGCUGAUCCCAUGGAUGAGACCGAUUCCCCUCCUCCCGAACUGCUGCCAGACUCAGAGCCUGCCACACCGACAGCAGCCCAAAAGAGCAUGGCCACCACCACCCCCAGCUGGCUCAUCGAGGAGGACGCAGUGACUGAUGGCCUGGACAGCAGCUCCUCCACGGGGCCGCGCUCAACAGCCCCCCCAGCCUUUGUCCUCACCAGCACGGGCUACAGGAAACCCAAGAAAUCCGGAUCUCCGCCUGCAUCGACCCUCCCGGCCACUUGGGACACGACGCCGGUGGCCACCGCCGUAUCCUGGGAGCCCAGCUGGGUGAUGAGCAAGUGCCUGCUGGCCAUCCUGCUGCUGGGGCUGGUGGCCGCCACCUUCCUGGUGUGCACGGGGGUGCUGGGGACGCUGCUGUGGCGGCGGGCGCGGACGGGGGAGCGCCGCUUCAGCCGCACCGAGAUGGUUUGUAUCUCCUCGCUGCUGCCCGACGCCGAGGCGGCCGCCGGUCCCCGGCCGGUCCCCGCUCGGAGGCACAAGCUGCUGCUGCCCGACGGCAGCACCGAGCCCGAUGGAGACAACCUGACUCUCAGCAGCUUCCUGCCGGAGCACUCCUGAGCCCCAGGGAUGGCUCUUGCAUCCCGCAGAGCUGCGGGGCCGCGGGCAGGGUGCCCCUGUCCCCCCGGUGUUUUCGCUUGGACCACUGUGACGGAGCUGCGCCCCCGAGGCGCAUCCCAUUAAAGAGUUACCCGGACACGGUGGUCUUUUCCUGGCAGGGAGGGCACUCGCCAGCCCCCUCCCGGCCCCGCCGCCUGCCCACAUCCUGCUGCCAAAAUUUCGCUUCUCCAUACUCCCCCUCAAAGCCCCUGGGGGAGCAGAAACGAAACCCGCAGUCGCUCCUCGCCAGACAGGGACCAGACCCCGGGACUUUGGGGAUGGGACCGCAGCCCCCGGGACCUCCUGCCCGCUUGGGCUCGGCCUCGUGGGAGCGGGAAGGGCGGGGGGGACGGGGCGGAAACGCGGGGGGACGGGGACAGGGACAGGACGGGUGCGCUCGUGGCACAACGUGUUCCUGCCUGCGGUCGCUGCAGCGAGGCGGGGACGCCUCCGGAGGCUGAGCUGGCCGCUGCCUGUCAGGUGCUCGGCCCCAGGGAGAACGGUGGCCGCAGGGUCUCGGCAUCGUCCAGCUGGGACUGGGAGGAAUGGGGAGAGCAAAUCCAUGAGAGGGCAGCGAAGGUUCUACCAUUUCCCCCGCUCAGGCAGGUGUCAGUCACCCCUCAGGCCACCAGCUGAUCCCUUCCUUGGGGGAGUGGAAAUAGGCCAGGACUGUCCUGCCAGGCUCAAUGUCCCCAUUUUUCCAUUUUGCUCCACCCAGGCUCCCCAUCCCCACAUCCCCAUCCCUGCUGUUACCAGCUUCAGUGUCCCAUCUUUCCAUCCUCACCCCUGCCCUGCCAGAU